AAAAUUUACUUCUCGAAUUAUAUUCGUAUCGCACGGUUGCAAGGGCGGUGUAAUAUAAGUAAACUUUAUCAUAUCAAUUUAAUAUUAUAAUUAUAUUAAACAAUUUAGUAUUCUGAAACGUAAAAUAGUAAAGUGAAUAUCGAUAGUUAACUCAGAAUGAUUAUUAUGGAUAUGUACGAGACGGCAAGUUGGUGGACGUUAGCUAUCGCUGUUCAGAUUGUUAUCGGAUCUAUAUUCUUAUGGCGUAAAAAAUUAAAAAAACCUGAAGUAAUUUUGACUCAAGAGAAAUUGUUGCAAUGGAAACCUUUGCCUUUAGUAGAUUGUGACAUUUCUGUGGAUGAACCUCCUAUGAUGGGUAAAAUUGAUGAAAAUGUGCUUAAUGUUGGCGCUACCAGCUUUCUGUGUCUGGAUAAGGAGCAGUCUAUCAUGAAUAGCGCUAUUAACUCAUUGCAUAAAUAUGGAGUUGGAUCCUGUGGACCAAGAGGAUUUUAUGGUACAAUAGAUGUGCAUUUAGAGCUUGAAGAAAGAUUGGCAAAGUUUUUGCAAGUAGAAGAGACUUGUGUGUACUCAUAUGGAUUUUCUACAAUUGCAAGUGCUAUUCCAGCUUAUGCUAAGAAGGGCGAUAUAAUUUUUGCGGAUGAAAAAGUGUGGUUUGCUAUUCAGCAAGGUUUUGAAGCUGCCCGUAGUACUGUCAAAUAUUUUAAGCACAACAACAUGGAUGACCUAGAAAGACUAUUACAAGAGGCAGCUGACAAGAAACAAUUAAAUCCAAAAAGGCGAGCAUUCCUUGUCGCUGAAGGGAUUUACUUUAACACAGGAGAGAUGUGCCCACUACGACGGCUGGUUGAACUUGCUAGAAGAUUUAAGUUAAGGAUCAUAUUGGAUGAAAGCUUGACAAUUGGGGUUAUAGGAAAACACGGUCGUGGGCUGACAGAGUAUUUGAAUGUGCCUCGAGAUGAGAUCGACCUAAUUAUUGGCUCUCUCGAACAUUCAUUUGCAACCAUUGGUGGAUUCUGCGCAGGAACCCAUUUCAUUGUUGAACAUCAGAGGUUAUCUGGUUUAGGAUACUGCUUCAGUGCGUCACUCCCACCAAUGCUGACGCAAGCAGCAAUAUCUGCCCUCGACAUAAUGGAAAAACAACCCAGCAUUAUGUCUGAACUCGAUGAUAACUCAAGGAAACUUAAUAGAGCUUUGGAAAACCUUAAACACUACACAUUCCGUGGUUCGGACGUAUCGCCAAUAAAGCAUAUUUAUCUCAAAGACAAUUUACCAGAUACGUUAAAGACGGGAUAUCUCCGAAACAUAACGCAUUACUGCCUCAAUAGAGGAGUAGCGUUUGCAGUGUCGGCGUAUCUGCGUGACGCGGAAGUCAGUUGUCCAGAUCCAUCUAUUCGAUUGGCCUCGAGUAGGAAGUUAAAUGAGAAAAAUAUUGCUUUAAUUUGCUCCUUACUCGAUGAGGCAUACGAAAAAGUUGGGCCCAAAUCCGAAGAAAAACCAAUGAAUUAGGUAAGACCUGCGUAUCAGAUGCGAGACUUGCGUGAUUCAAAAUACAGCGUACGGAAGUAAUAGCGCUACGCGACUCUUAAUUCUUUCCCUAAAUACGGGUACUAUACACUUCUGGAUAUAAACGCGUAAUUGUUAUUUUAUUUAUUGGUCACCUUACAUGUGUUAUUUAUAACCAUUGAAGUAUUGCUUAUUAAAAAUCCAAAAUAAAGUAGUCAGAAAUAAAAACAUAAUUAUGUUAUGGAAAAUAUGUAUAUCGAAAAAGAUUAUGUUAAAAAUAUAGGUAAGAAGAUAACCUUAUAAGAAAAAUAAAUUCAUUAGUCAGGAUUCAUACUAGCGGUUAAAUAAAAACUAAAAUAUAUGAUAUUGUCUAUAAAUAUUUAAUAUAUUAUUUAUGCCAAUUAUUGACGUUAAUAUGGCAACAUUUCAAUAGACAAUAUCAAUGUGUGCCUUUGGCUGCCCACGAUUGCUGGAACUUACACGAAACGUCGAGUUAUGUUAUGUCAUAAAUUUACGUAUAUAUUACAGAAGUUAAUUAUAUAUAAUAAUUUAAAUAAUUGCACUAAAAACUAUGAUAAAUAUCGUUUAUAUAUUUUAACAUUUAAAAUGUUUCCGUGAUUUUGACAAAGGAAAAUUUGUCGGCGUACGUGGUAGAAAAACUUAUAAUGGUUGAUUAUAACACUAAAAGAUUUUUCAUACAAAUCGUUUAUGAAAUUAUAAGUAAUUAAUAAUAAUAAUUAAUUUAAGUAGACAAGUGAGGCCAAAUCGUUAUUAUUGUGUUAAAGUAACUUUUUGUCUAAGGCAUGGUCUACAGAUAACUAAAUUUUAUAAAGAUCUUUGGUAUAAGAGUUAAUUGUUAACCUUAUCUGUAGAUCGCCUUCAUAUGGACUAUGAACCUUUAUUAAAGAUUAUGAAGAUAUAAACAAAAGAUUCGAUAGCUAUAGGUUUUAAUACAAUCUAUGAAUAAGAAUAAUCUUAAAAUGUAUUCAGAAAAUCAGUAACCGGUACAUAUCAUAGACAUAUGUUUAUGUUGCAUUUAUAUGAUUAUUUUGUCUCACAUUUAUUUUAAUGUUUUUUUUAUAAUAAUUUUAAGG
Molecule: messenger RNA, 2597 nt
Organism: Pieris napi
Lineage: Eukaryota; Metazoa; Arthropoda; Insecta; Lepidoptera; Pieridae
Gene: Spt-I
Product: serine palmitoyltransferase 1
Exons: 6
Coding region: 157-1506 (449 amino acids)
Biological process (GO): sphingosine biosynthetic process; ceramide biosynthetic process
Cellular component (GO): endoplasmic reticulum
Molecular function (GO): pyridoxal phosphate binding; serine C-palmitoyltransferase activity
Source: RefSeq, a predicted model, not a curated record